AUGGCAAAACCAAAUGUUACAGUAAAUUGUUCCAGUCCGCUCAUCGUUAAGGAAGGUGAUGAUGUCGUAUGUGAAUGUAAAUGUGAAGGUGGCAAUCCUCCAGCAGAGUGUACUUGGUAUAAAAAUGGCACCCAGAUUAGUGAAAAAGGUGUAAAAGUUAAAACACUAUUCCUUCGUAAUUUUAACGGGCAGGAUAGUGGAAGAUACACUUGUGUCGGCCAAAGUCACGUUAAAGCACGGGAUGAAGAGUCCAUCAGAAUAACAGACAUUUUUAAACCUGUGAAUACAGCCAUCAGGUUUUCUCAAAAAUCAGUUGAAAUUGGUAAAUCAGUAACCAUAACGUGUGCGUCAGAAAGGUUUCCUGAACCACGUUUUACCAUAUUUCACAAUGAUACCAAAGUUGUCAGUAACGAGAGGACAUAUACCAUAUGUCAGGUGAAGUGGGAUGAUGCUGGAACGUACAAAUGUUUUGCAAAAAAUGAAUUGGGAAAUGAUGCUGCCUUAGCCAUUUUUGCUGUUGAAGAAAUGCAAGAGCAAGUUGCAACGAUGUUGCCAACACGGUCAUCGGCGAACACGAAUAUAACCCCGACGUCUAUUAAUCUUACAACAAGUAGAUCAGAAGAUGUUAAAUCCGGUACAACUGAAUGGUAUAUAAUUGUCAUAACCUUGGUGUCUGGUAUUGUUAUUGGAAUUCUUCUUUCCAACAUUGUUUCAUAUUCGCGUCGUAAGUUAUUUACGCAGCCUGAACGAACCCCAGAGGUGCAAAAAACGACAGCAGAUUCAACUUAUCAGGAGCUAGAUCUUAAGAAAAUGAACAAAGAAGACAAUUAUCAAUCAUUGAGUGGGAAUGCUGCAAGAAAUGACGGUGUAAAUAACGAUGAGUCAAAUUAUACCGAGUUGAACAAAGUCAGAAAUAUCGAGAGCAAUUAUCAGUCUUUAACCUAAAAUCAUGAAGCUGGAAUACAGGAUACAAGUGGGAUUGAAGACUAUGCCGAAGAUAUAGUUAAUG
Messenger RNA from Dendronephthya gigantea, 1009 nucleotides. Its product is annotated as myelin-associated glycoprotein-like. The record is from RefSeq and is a predicted model, not a curated record. Lineage: Eukaryota; Metazoa; Cnidaria; Anthozoa; Malacalcyonacea; Nephtheidae. The coding region runs from base 1 to 945 and encodes 314 amino acids. The transcript is spliced from 5 exons.